GUGCUGCCUUGGGUCCAGGCAGAACCAAAAUAAGGGGACCUUCGUGCAGAAUAACUGGACUCUUGGUUUUUGCGGUGCGGGACCAAUUAAGAGGAAAACGUGAACUACUGUAAGGUCCUUCUGGGUGUGAGAAUGGUCUCUACGGUCACGAACAGCGACGUGAAGCAGAAAGAUAUCGACCAGGCGGUGGUUGUUGCUGUGACUUUUGCUGCAGUUUUUGGACCUGAAGCUGAAGAUGACAGCACAGUUUAUAGGUUGGGCAUGGGUCUUCCAUUGCUUCAGGUUCUGCAGAGAGUGAAUGAGCGUCUGCUGGAGAAAAAUCCAGCUGAACAUCAGCUGUUUGACGUCAUCUUGAUCACUACGGAUAGCUGGCAGCAGCAGCAGAAUUCCAGCAUCAUUAACAGCACCAGACAUCACGGUCUAGAAAUCAGCAGGUUCUGCUUUUCAACAGAGGACAACUACAUUGAGAGUCUCAUGCAAAAUAAUGUUCAGCUCUUCUUGACAAUAGAUGGAAACGAAGCAUUGCAGGCAACACACCACGGUGUUCCUUCAGCACUGCUGGAUAAGAACUUGGUUUCCUGUCCAUCAGAACAGCUCAGAGUUUUAUUCUGUGAGAACGCCAUCAUCCAACCCAACAUAGGUUCAACAGAAGCAAGCAAAAAAUCUGCUCAGAACUUUUUAGCUCAUUUAGGCCAGAUGAGGCAGAAGUUUGGUGUGUUUGACAGCCCUCUUUGUUUCACUCUUGUAACAUCACAUGGUGGCAAAGACAGCUGCUGCUGCGCCCUAAAAUCACUUCGGUCCCUGGGCGUCAGCGUGGAUGAAGCAUACUGCCUGGGUGGGGCCCCGCGUGGCCCCAUCCUGUCGCUGCUCCGACCUCACUUUCUGCUCAGCCAUGGAUUCAGCCUACUGGAGGCCUGAUUGUCUCUUCACUUGAAUGUCACAGAAACUUCGGGAACAUUUCGUGGCUAUCACUUAGCUCAAUAUUAGACAGCCAGUAAAGUCCGUAAAGGUAUACAAAUGCAAAGGAGGUUCAACACAGUUGCCACUCUGAUUGGUUGCUUUUGAUUGGGAGCAUUGUUUUUUUUUUCAGGCAGGAGGUGGAGAAGCUCAAUCUUUUCACACAAAUAUUUUAAAAGAUGUAAAAAAAUAAAAGCUGGUUCUGAGUUCAGAACCAAUAAAGAUAUUUAUUUAUUAAUCUCUUGCAAAUCAAAAGUUUACAGAUUGUUAAAGCAAGAAUGGAAAUCCCAGACUAUGUCAUAGCCCUGAAAACAUCUGAUGGGUCAACUGAACGUUUGGGUUGGCCUAUACGCUAUUAUGAUCUUGGUCUGUUUUGCUACAUUAGAAACUGGCAAACGUCAUAAAAUAGAAGAUUCUGUGGAAAUAUAAUAGCAACAUAUAAGGAAGCCAGGAAGUUAAAGUUUGAGUUCAGAUUGGUUGUCCAUAUGGACAAUGCAUACAGAGGUUACAAAGUGACUUCAAGACAACAAAGCGAAUGUUUUAUUGUGGCCAGCUCAACACCCAGAUGUCAAUCCUGUAGAGAAUGUGUGGGAAGAGCUGAAAUGGUGUGUGUGAGUGGGGUAGCCUAUAACCCUAAUUGGUUCCAGCAGAUCUUUCUGUAGAAACAUGUCAUUAUUUCAUCAACCUGUCGUGAGAACACCUAAAAGUUCAUACAGCUCAAUGGCAAUACUACCAAACACACAGUGAACAAAUGUAUGUAAACUUACAAUUUUGAAGCUACUAAUAAAUACAUCUAACAUA
Molecule: messenger RNA, 1758 nt
Organism: Poeciliopsis prolifica (blackstripe livebearer)
Lineage: Eukaryota; Metazoa; Chordata; Actinopteri; Cyprinodontiformes; Poeciliidae
Product: cytosolic 5'-nucleotidase 1A
Exons: 6
Coding region: 133-918 (261 amino acids)
Biological process (GO): nucleotide metabolic process; adenosine metabolic process
Cellular component (GO): cytoplasm; cytosol
Molecular function (GO): magnesium ion binding; 5'-nucleotidase activity; nucleotide binding
Source: RefSeq, a predicted model, not a curated record